Molecule: messenger RNA, 766 nt
Organism: Cajanus cajan (pigeon pea)
Lineage: Eukaryota; Viridiplantae; Streptophyta; Magnoliopsida; Fabales; Fabaceae
Product: small ribosomal subunit protein uS8z/uS8w
Biological process (GO): translation
Cellular component (GO): ribosome
Molecular function (GO): structural constituent of ribosome
Source: RefSeq, a predicted model, not a curated record
AAGUUCCUAAACAAGGCCCAAAAUGCUUGAAGUUCCUGAACUAAACCCUAAAUAAGUCUGAGUUUCUUGUUUCUGUGUUUUCAUUAUUAUAGGUUGUUCAGUUCUUGACGGAAAAGCACCGGAGCCGCCGUUUCCUUAGCAUCUCUUCUCUUCUGUGUUGCCACAAUGGUUAGGGUUAGUGUGUUGAAUGAUGCUCUCAAGAGCAUGUACAAUGCUGAGAAAAGAGGGAAGCGCCAAGUCAUGAUUAGGCCAUCCUCCAAAGUCAUUAUCAAAUUCCUUUUGGUGAUGCAAAAGCAUGGUUACAUUGGAGAGUUUGAGUAUGUUGAUGACCACAGGGCUGGUAAAAUCGUUGUUGAAUUGAAUGGUAGAUUGAACAAGUGUGGGGUUAUUAGUCCCCGUUUUGACGUGGGUGUCAAAGAGAUUGAAGGUUGGACUGCUAGGCUUCUCCCCUCAAGACAGUUUGGGUAUAUUGUAUUGACUACCUCGGCUGGCAUCAUGGAUCAUGAAGAGGCUAGGAGAAAGAAUGUUGGUGGUAAGGUCCUGGGCUUCUUCUACUAGUUUAUUUUUUAUUGAGCAUGAAAGGGAUUUCAUUUUUGAGGUUCACCGGUUGUAAUGGAGGAUAUGCUUGACCCCUAGCAAUAUCAAGUAUCGUAGGAGCUGUUUUAUGAUCUUUAUUUUGCUUGCAAAAUUAAGUUGGUCACUAUAACUGUUCAGAUUUCUUUAUCAUUAUUUAUUAUAUCAAGAUGUGUUGCACAAGUUAUUUUAA